GCCUUCGGAUGAGUGAGGGCGGUCUGGGUCCCGGAGCCGGAGCUCCACCCGUCUCUGGGCGGCCGCACACCCACCGACCAGACGGCGCAGGGAGGGAAAGACACCGAGACACUGGGAGAAGAGCGAGCAGCAUCAGCGAGAGACAUCCGGUGAGCAGAACCCAGAACCAGGACCAAACACAGCCUCAGGGGGAUGGUGGUUCCGUAUGAGGGCCAGUCUUUCUCUGCGCUGAGGAGGCAGUGCCAGCAGAAUGGACGCCUGUUUGAAGACCCUCUGUUUCCCCCAUCUGACCAGUCUUUGUUCUACCAGAGCAACCAGAUCGGCCGAGUCACCUGGAAAAGGCCUAAGGAGUUAUGCAGCGACCCCCAUCUGUUUGUGGACGGCAUUAGUGCCCACGACCUGCACCAAGGCCAGCUGGGAAACUGCUGGUUUGUAGCCGCCUGCUCCAGCCUGGCCUCCAGAGAGGCGCUAUGGCAGAAGGUGAUUCCAGACUGGAAGGACCAGGAGUGGGACAAAGAGAAAUCUGAGCUGUACGCCGGCAUCUUCCACUUCCGAUUCUGGCGGUUUGGUGAGUGGGUGGACGUGGUGAUCGAUGACCGGCUGCCCACGGUGAACGGAGAGCUGGUGUACUGCCACUCCAAUGACGGCAACGAAUUCUGGAGCGCGCUGGUGGAGAAGGCCUACGCCAAAAUGUUCGGAUGCUACGAGGCGCUGGAUGGGGGCAACACGGCCGAUGCGCUGGUGGAUUUUACCGGGGGCGUGUCGGAGCCCAUGGACCUGAUGGAGAACGGAUUCAAAGAAGAUGAAGAGAAACGCAACGAGCUGUUCGAGAGAGUCCUGAAGGUCCACAACAGAGGAGGCCUCAUCAGCUGCUCCAUCCGGGCCACCAGUGCAGCAGACAUGGAGGCGAGGCUGGACUGCGGCCUGGUGAAGGGCCAUGCCUACGCGGUGACGGAUGUCCGCAGGGUGAGGCUGGGGCACGGUCUGUUGGCCUACUUCAGGUCAGACAAACUCACCAUGAUUCGCAUGAGGAACCCCUGGGGGCAGAGAGAGUGGAACGGGCCCUGGAGCGACAGCUCUGAAGAGUGGAAUAAGGUCAGUAAGAGCGAGAGGGAGAGGAUCGGCGUCACUGUGCAGGAUGACGGAGAGUUCUGGAUGACGUUUGAUGAUUUUAUCGCCAACUUCACUGACCUCAUCCUGUGUCGUCUCAUCAACACAUCCUACCUGAGUUUCCAUAAGACCUGGGAGGAAGCCGUGAUGACGGGUUCCUGGGUCCGCCACGAUGACCCGCUUCUCAGCCGAGCCGGGGGCUGCACCAACAACAAGCACUCCUUCCUCCAGAACCCUCAGUUUGUGUUUGAUGUGAAGAAGCCGGAGGACGAGAUCCUGAUCUGUCUGCAACAGAAAGACCGCAGAGCCAGACUGAGAGAGGGACGAGGAGAAAACCUGGCUAUUGGAUUCAACAUAUACAGAGUGGAGUUGAACAGGACCUACCGGAUGCAUGUCACCCAGCAGAAGGUCGGCGGGAGCAUCUACAUCAACUCAAGGUCUGUGUUCCUACGCAUCGACCUGACAGAGGGAAGGUACGUCAUCAUACCCACAACCUUUGACCCCGGCCUGGAAGGAGACUUCCUGCUCCGUGUCUUCUCUGACGUGUCCUCUGACUGCAAGGAGUUGACUCUUGAUGAGCCUCCACACACCUGCUGGUCCGGGUUGUGUGGUUAUCCCUCUCUGGUCACUCAGGUCCACGUACUGCAGGCUGACGGACUCGCGGGACAGGACUCUGAUGGAGUGUCAGACCCCUACGUGAUCAUUUGCUGCGAAGGAGAGAAAGUUCGCUCUCCUGUCCAUAAAAACACACGCAGCCCGGUCUUCAACACCAAAGGACUCUUCUACAGGAAGAAAGCCAACAAGCCAAUAAGCAUUGAGGUCUACAACCAUAACGUGUUGAUGGACUCCUUCCUGGGUCAGGUGACGUUGCCAGCGGAGCAAGGUGAUUUCCAGCAGACGCUCCACCUGAGGGACAAGGGCAAUCGCCGUGACAACGACCUCCCUGGUACCCUCAGUGUCGCCGUAGUGACCAGCACGGUGCUCACCAACAUCUGACACAGACCACCAAACCGCCCGGUCAGGGCUGAAUCAGCUGACCCAAAGUUUUGACCAAAUCACCCGUUUACCGUGAAACCUGCCGCUGACAGAAAGAUUCAGCUUGAACAGAAGGAAAAACUUUACACCCAGCUGGAGGUCUGUGGAGCUCACUGGAGGAAGUGAUGAUAAAUACAAACACCAGAAAAAACACAAAUACUUUUUUUAGCUUCAUGCUCAUAAAUGUAUGUUUACAAAAUACCUGCAAACGCGAAACUCUUAUCUUAUAAACAUUGUUUACAGUUCUUUAGUUUACCUUUUCCUCUGAUUGGUCCUCAUGUUGUGUCAAUCAGCAGCUAGUACGUGUAAAUUUUAAUCCACUGUUUAUUUUAUUCUAUUUGAUCUUAUUUAAUCUUUUAAUUGACUUUUUUUAAAUCCUAUUUGUGUCCCUUUCAUCGUCUCAUUUCUUUUCCAUCUUGUCUCAGUCCUUUUUAUGUUGAAAGAAGCUGCAGGAAUAAACUUGCCUCGCCUGGUGUGUGUUUGAACACAGCGAGCUGUUGGCAGAAAUCUG
This is a messenger RNA of Toxotes jaculatrix (banded archerfish), 2656 nucleotides long. It is a transcript of the gene capn5a, whose product is annotated as calpain 5a. Gene Ontology annotation, biological process: proteolysis. The record is from RefSeq and is a predicted model, not a curated record. Lineage: Eukaryota; Metazoa; Chordata; Actinopteri; Toxotidae. The coding region runs from base 193 to 2106 and encodes 637 amino acids. The transcript is spliced from 13 exons. Gene Ontology annotation, molecular function: calcium-dependent cysteine-type endopeptidase activity. Gene Ontology annotation, cellular component: cytoplasm.